Molecule: messenger RNA, 1393 nt
Organism: Filobasidium floriforme
Lineage: Eukaryota; Fungi; Basidiomycota; Tremellomycetes; Filobasidiales; Filobasidiaceae
Exons: 5
Coding region: 45-1253 (402 amino acids)
Biological process (GO): U6 snRNA 3'-end processing
Cellular component (GO): nucleus
Molecular function (GO): 3'-5'-RNA exonuclease activity
Source: RefSeq, a predicted model, not a curated record
CUUUAUCUCUAUUCACUCGGACAGACUCUCGGUCGCUGCUAUGCAUGGACCUCCUCAACUACGCUGAUUCCGACUCGGAACCGGAACCCUCAAUUGUACCCACCGAAUCGGCGAUUAUAGGCAAACGGUCGAGGUCGAGCAGCACUGAAGAUGCUAAGCGUGAAACCAGGCCGAACGGGAGCUCGAAUUUGGAUACGGGCAAGAGGAGCAAGGUCGAAGACGAAGUGAUCAAGAAACCAAGGAAAUUGCUGCCCAAGCUCAACUCGACCUUUCAGACGGCCCCGAUCGAUGAUCCAAGUCUGCAUCAAGGCCGGACCCGAGCUCGACCUUGGGUUCAAGGAGAUUACCCCGCACACGUCUACCUCGAGCUCAAGCUAGGCAAGGCGCUGAAAAAGGUCUUGAAGGAGAUCAUAGUCCAGGCUCAAGCAUGGAUCGAUGACGAAGCCGGAACAGGGAAAUUUCUGAUCCAUCCCAUCUUUGAAGGCGGGACGGAGAAGAUCUCAACCCCGACAAGCGAAGGAGAAAGCCAGACUUUAGCCUUGCCUGGGGACCUCGACCUCGCAAUUCAGGCGAAGAACAAGAAAGUCAUGACCCCUGAAGCUACUCCUAGACCCCCUCAUUCCAACCUGCACAUCUCCUUGACCCACCCAUUACCUCUGCGGACGUCUCAAAUCCCUCUCCUUCUCACGCAUUUACGUUCUCAACUGGGUCGGACUGGUCAAGUCAACGCCGAUGUCACAAGCGGGGUCGUAGAACGUAGUCCGCUCAAGGUCGGAUUGGAAGGAGGUUUCCGCGCGUAUACGAACGGGACUCAGGCCGACAAGAUCAGGGCCGACUUCAACGCUGGACAGGCGGCAUCAUCGCGGGUCGACGAAAAGGAAGGACGCGAUAAUGAGAGUGGAGCAGGGAGUGAGUCGGGGAGGCAUGGAACGGGGAGCAAGAGUCGAGGGUUUCUUGCGCUCGGGGUCGGGGUCGGUCAUGAACAGCUCCAACGUAUACAAGACCGUAUCAUCCACCCUUUCUUGAAGACACACCACCUGCCUCUAUACCACCUCGACCCAGAAUUCCAUACCUCGUUCGCCUGGUCCCUCUUGUCUCGCGACGCGCGAAAGGAGAGCCCUUUCCACCCGGGUCUGGUGAGUCGGCUGGAGGAACAAUUUGGCGGGGAGGUAAGGAGGGUGUGUAAGGACGGAUGGGAUGUGAGCGAGGUGAAGGUGAGGGUAGGCAAGGUGGUACAUCGGUUCGAGUUGUAGAUCAGAAAUCUCGAAUCGGUGAAAACAUAUCAUGCGACAUAGCGAUCACGUGACCCAUGCGAGGGGGUGUAAUUCGUGGUUUGCGCGAAACUGCAAUGAUGCGCUUUUAUCGCCCAAGAGCGGGAAAUAGUGAAUAGGGG